Molecule: messenger RNA, 441 nt
Organism: Linum tenue
Lineage: Eukaryota; Viridiplantae; Streptophyta; Magnoliopsida; Malpighiales; Linaceae
Source: the annotation of a GenBank genome assembly
AUGCCGAGCAGGACAGCCGGCGUGAUCUCCCAGGACUGGGAUCCGGUGGUGCUGAGGAAGAAGCCGGCGAAAGGCCACGAACGCGACCCCAAGGCCGUGAACCAGGCCCUCCGAACGGGCGCGCCGGUCCAGACGAUCAAGAAAUCCGACGCCGGUUCGAACAAGAAGCCGACCGCUGCGCCGGUGGUGAACGCGCGGAAGCUGGACGAGCUGACGGAGCCGGCGGCUCUGGACAGGGUGCCGGCGGAGGUGAGGCAGCUGAUCCAGAAGGCGCGGCUGGAGAAGAAGAUGAGCCAGGCGGAGCUGGCGAAGCAGAUCAACGAGCCGCCGAAGGUCGUGCAGGAGUACGAGAACGGGAAGGCGGUACCUAACCAGGCGAUCCUGGCGAAGAUGGAGAAGGUGCUCGGCGUCAAGCUCAGGGGGAAGGUCGUCUCCAAGUAA